This is a messenger RNA of Bombus huntii, 1307 nucleotides long. RefSeq names its product probable U2 small nuclear ribonucleoprotein A' (gene U2A). NCBI's taxonomy places the organism in Eukaryota, Metazoa, Arthropoda, Insecta, Hymenoptera, Apidae. Gene Ontology annotation, biological process: mRNA splicing, via spliceosome. Gene Ontology annotation, molecular function: U2 snRNA binding; protein binding. Gene Ontology annotation, cellular component: U2 snRNP. The record is from RefSeq and is a predicted model, not a curated record. Bases 266 to 1006 code for a protein of 246 amino acids. The transcript has 4 exons.
CCAUUUGAAAUAGAACAAGUUUUAUUUGAAACAUCUUUUAUAAUAACGAAUACUUUGGGAGACAAUUGUAUGGAAAGGUUAAAAUGGAAUAUUCUAUACGUUUGUAAGCGUUUGUUUCUGUUGGUUACCAUGAGCUGCACGUUUUUUGAGAAUGAAGCUUACCAAUCAUAAAAAUGUAGCUUUAGAGAGAACCUUAUGGAAGCUAUAUUGUGAUCGUUGUCAGGUUAAGUUUUGUAUCAGUUUUAUGUGGUAGUAUCAUUAAAUAAUGGUUAAGUUAACACCAGAUUUAAUUCAACAAUCCAUGCAAUAUAUUAAUCCUGUGAAGGAUCGAGAAUUAGAUCUCAGAGGAUAUAAAAUACCUACAAUCGAAAACUUGGGCGCAACUCUGGAUCAAUUUGAUACCAUUGACUUUUCUGAUAAUGAUAUAAGGAAAUUAGAUGGGUUUCCUCUGUUAAAAAGAAUAAAAACUCUCUUUUUCAAUAAUAAUCGUAUUGUCAGAAUAGGAGAAGGAUUGGAACAUUGUAUUCCAAAUUUGGAAACUCUUAUGUUAACUGGAAAUAUGAUACAAGAACUUGGUGAUUUGGAACCACUAACGCAGUUAAAAAAUUUAACAAACCUCUGUUUACUUCAAAAUCCAGUGUCUGCGAAGCCUCAGUAUAGACAAUACGUUGUAUACAGAUUCCCACAGUUGAGACUUUUGGACUUCAGGAAAAUUAAGAUGAAAGAGCGUGAAGCUGCAGUUACAUACUUUAGGAGUAAAAGAGGAAAAGAAAUGGUUCGUGAAAUAGCAAAGAAAGUAAAAACACAAACAUCUGGCAUACCUACGGACAAGCCACUCACAACUCCAGAAGAACGUAACAAAAUUAGGGAAGCUAUUACAAAUACUUCUUCCCUUGAAGAAGUCCAGCGCCUUAGCAAAUUGCUUCAAGCUGGACAUGUGCCUAGUGAAGAAAGAUUACAAACUGGAAAUACGAUACCUGAAGCAAUGGAAGAAGAAGAUGAUUAAGUCAUAUUGUACAUUAUUUUCAGAUCUAAACCAAACAAGAAAAGCUUUUUUUAUUACAGUAAGUACAUGACUGUAUACCAUACAUGGAACUAGAAACAGUUUGUUAAGCUAAUAAGAAUGUAUGUGCUACACACAAAUGCAUUAUCAUUUAAAGAUGUACAAAUAAAAUUAUACAUACCUUAAUUGGCUUGAAGCGACUGUAUAAACGUAUAUCUUAUAAUACUAAACAUUUUCGAAACGUAAUGUCCAUAUAUGUAUUUAUUUCAGUGAUUUUUCAAUAAACAAGUUGUCCAGAAAGAUA